Messenger RNA from Nestor notabilis (Kea), 2685 nucleotides. RefSeq names its product dipeptidyl-peptidase 9 (gene DPP9). The record is from RefSeq and is a predicted model, not a curated record. Lineage: Eukaryota; Metazoa; Chordata; Aves; Psittaciformes; Psittacidae. Bases 7 to 2685 code for a protein of 892 amino acids. Gene Ontology annotation, molecular function: serine-type peptidase activity; dipeptidyl-peptidase activity. Gene Ontology annotation, biological process: proteolysis. The transcript is spliced from 20 exons.
UAGUUAAUGCAGAAGAUAAAGAGGGUUCGUCUGGAAAACGAGACUGCAGGAAGUUGGAGGAGUUUUUUAUCCAGUUCUGAAGGGGAAGAGAAGAUGACUGCAGUGGACACGCUAUCAGACAGCUCUGAAGUGGUCGAGAUGGAGGAUGUGCCUUCCCAAUUCCAGGUGCAAAAGCAUUCUUGGGAUGGGCUGCGUGACAUUAUUCACAGCAGCAGGAAGUAUUCGGGCAUGAUAGUGAACAAAGCUCCCCAUGAUUUCCAGUUUGUCCGGAAAACAGAAGAGUCCAGCCCGCACUCUCAUCGCCUCUAUUACCUGGGAAUGCCAUAUGGUAGCCGAGAGAAUUCCCUUCUUUAUUCAGAGAUUCCCAAAAAGGUACGGAAGGAGGCCUUGCUUCUCUUGUCAUGGAAACAGAUGCUGGAUCACUUUCAGGCAACCCCUCAUCAUGGGAUGUAUUCUAGAGAAGAGGAACUCUUGAGGGAACGCAAGCGACUCGGUGUCUUUGGUAUAACAUCUUACGAUUUCCACAGUGAGAGUGGCCUGUUCCUCUUCCAGGCCAGCAACAGCCUCUUUCAUUGUCGAGAUGGGGGCAAGAAUGGUUUCAUGGUGUCUCCAAUGAAGCCUCUGGAGAUCAAGACUCAGUGCACGGGGCCACGAAUGGAUCCCAAGAUCUGCCCUGCUGACCCUGCCUUCUUCUCAUUCAUUAAUAACAACGACCUGUGGGUAGCAAAUAUUGAGACAGGAGAGGAGAAACGAAUGACAUACUGCCAUAAAGGCUUAUCCAAUGUUCUCGACGACCCCAAGUCUGCUGGUGUAGCCACUUUUGUCAUUCAGGAGGAGUUUGAUCGGUUCACGGGCUAUUGGUGGUGUCCCACAGCUUCCACAGAAGGUUCAGAGGAUUUAAAAACACUGCGGAUCUUGUAUGAGGAAGUGGAUGAGUCAGAGGUAGAGAUAAUUCAUGUUCCUUCACCUGCCUUGGAGGAGAGAAAAACAGACUCCUAUCGGUACCCCAGGACAGGCAGCAAAAACCCCAAGAUUACAUUAAAGCUGGCAGAAUUUAAAACAGACAGCAAGGGGAAGAUCGUGUGUGCUCAGGACAAGGAGCUGGUGCAACCAUUUGCUGCAUUGUUUCCCUCUGUGGAGUACAUUGCCCGUGCCGGAUGGACCCGAGAUGGCAAAUAUGCUUGGGCUAUGUUCCUAGACAGACCUCAGCAGCGGCUGCAGCUAAUCCUGUUGCCUCCAGCACUCUUUAUUCCAGUCCCAGAAAAUGAGGAACAGCGUGCUGAAUUUGCCAAAACUGUGCCAGAAAAUGUCCAGCCAUUUGUGAUCUAUGAAGAAACCACUGAUGUGUGGAUAAAUGUUCAUGAUAUCUUCUAUCCUUUCAUCCAAGCGGAGGGAGAGGAGGAAGAACUCUGCUUUAUUCGAGCCAACGAAUGCAAAACAGGUUUCUGCCACCUGUACAGAGUCACAGCGGUUCUGAAGCAGGGCAGCUAUGACUGGCUGCAGCCAUACGUCCAUAGCGAGGAUGAUUUCAAAUGUCCCAUCAAAGAGGAGGUCGCGCUGACUGGUGGGGAAUGGGAGGUGUUGGCGAGGCAUGGAUCGAAGAUCUGGGUCAACGAGAGCACGAAGCUGGUGUAUUUCCAAGGCACAAAGGACACGCCGUUGGAGCACCACCUCUAUGUCGUCAGCUAUGAGUCUCCUGGAGAGAUCGUGCGACUCACGACUCCAGGCUUCUCCCACAGCUGCUCAAUGAGCCAGAACUUUGACAUGUUCAUCAGCCACUACAGCAGCGUGAGCACUCCACCUUGUGUGCACGUCUACAAGCUCAGUGGCCCCGAUGAUGACCCGCUCCACAAGCAGCCCAAGUUUUGGGCUAGCAUGAUGGAGGCAGCCAGUUGUCCCCCAGAUUACAUCCCACCUGAGAUCUUCCACUUCCGAACUCACUCAGAUGUUGAGCUCUACGGAAUGGUCUACAAACCUCAUGAUGUCCAGCCUGGGAAGAAGCAUCCCACAGUGCUCUUUGUGUACGGAGGCCCUCAGGUGCAGCUAGUGAAUAACUCCUUCAAAGGCAUCAAGUACUUGCGGCUGAACACGCUGGCGUCCCUGGGCUAUGCGGUGGUCGUGAUUGAUGGGAGGGGAUCGUGCCAGCGAGGACUCAAAUUUGAAGGGGCCCUGAAAAACCAAAUGGGUCAGGUGGAGAUAGAGGACCAGGUGGAAGGUUUACAUUAUGUAGCAGAGAAAUACGGGUUCAUCGACCUCAGUCGGGUGGCCAUCCAUGGCUGGUCGUACGGGGGGUUCCUCUCCCUCAUGGGGCUUAUCUGUAAACCCAAUGUCUUCAAGAUUGCUAUAGCAGGUGCUCCUGUCACAGUUUGGAUGGCCUAUGACACGGGCUACACUGAGCGGUACAUGGAUAUCCCAGAAAACAACCAGCAAGGUUAUGAGGCUGGCUCUGUGGCAUUACACGUAGAAAAGCUUCCCAACGAGCCAAAUCGUUUGCUGAUCCUCCAUGGCUUUUUGGAUGAGAAUGUGCACUUUUUUCAUACCAACUUCCUGGUAUCACAGCUAAUCCGGGCUGGAAAACCUUACCAGCUGCAGAUCUACCCCAACGAGAGACACAGUAUUCGGUGCCCCGAGUCCGGGGAGCACUAUGAAAUCACGCUGCUGCACUUUCUACAGGAAUACCUCUGA